This is a messenger RNA of Tachysurus fulvidraco (yellow catfish), 3255 nucleotides long. RefSeq names its product multimerin 2b (gene mmrn2b). The record is from RefSeq and is a predicted model, not a curated record. The coding region runs from base 102 to 2609 and encodes 835 amino acids. The transcript has 6 exons. NCBI's taxonomy places the organism in Eukaryota, Metazoa, Chordata, Actinopteri, Siluriformes, Bagridae. Gene Ontology annotation, molecular function: protein binding.
UGAAGAGCACACAGCUAGAAAGACAUAGGGAAAAAAAGGUCCAAGGCUGUUCUCAGAAGCAAACCACAAACUUGAAAAACAUUUCUAGUGCCUUUUUCCUGAUGUUGCAUGUGUGUUUUCGAGUAAGAGGCAGAAGGAUGGACCUCACAGUGCUCAUGCUGCUGGCCAUGUUGCUAUGCUCAUCCUGCUUAAGUGAGUUUGGAGUCAGGGAUCCAGAUGUAGAGGAAGAAGAAAAGGCAGCACUCAAGAGCAGUUUUAGUACAUCUGGUAUUCCGGUACCUCUUGGACAUCUCAGCAGAUCUGGACAACUGGAUACUCAACUGGAGACACCUCAGAGCCCAUUGCCCUUCUUGAGAGUGAGUUCACACCAGCCUGCACGUAGAGGAAACUGGUGUGCAUUUUUUCAUCAUCGUUUGGUAAACAUGCAAGAGCUCAAUGGUGCUGAGGAGGAUGUAGUGAAGUCAGUCAACCCCUGCAGUAAAGGUGACCCUGACUGCCAAAAUCCUAUACAGAAGAAGAAAAGUAUUACUGCCCUGCAAUGGAAGUGCUGCCCAGGCCACGGAGGUAACAACUGUCAGGAGACAGUAACUCUGAUGGGAGAAAUUCAGUCUAGUCAAAAACACCCACAAUCAGCUCCAACAGAUGCUUCACAGCCUGAUGACUCUGACUCUGGCAGUGGUGGAGAUAUCCCUCCUCCUCCUCCUCCUCCUCCUCCUCCUUCUUCUCUACCCUUCAUGGAUUCCAGCAACCUCUUGGCAUUUCAACAAAUAUUUGCAGCAGUAAUGGCCCAACUUCAACCAGUGCUGGAUGGCUUUAAUAGUACUUUAGAGAACUUGUCCAGAGAGAUGGAAGGUCUGUCCAUAGAUCUGACAAAUCUAAGGCAUGAGCAAGAGAGCAUGUCCAAAACUAGACAUGCCCAUGCAGCAAAAUGUGAGAAACAUUUGGAGGACAGCUUUGAACAGAUGCAGCAAAUAUGGACAGAGUUGGACUCACAACAAAAAGAGAUAGAACAAAAACUACACUUGCAACAAGAACGGCAUCUUCAUAACAUGACCGGUCUAAAGGACAAAAUUGAAAACUAUAUCGACACGAGUCAUGAGGAAAUACAGGUGAACUUACAGUCUCUGAAUAAGUCCAUGGAGGAAAUUCGACUUGAUUAUGAAAGGCUGCAGGAGACAACACAGGGAGAACACAGUCUCGCAGAUACUGCCAGUGAAAGCCAAUCACCACUGGAGACCAGUGUGUGGGAGGCCAUCAGUAGUCUGGACAUGAAAGUGCUGAAUAACACAAUGGAGCUCAGUCCACUAAUUGAAAACUCCAAACAUUUGAUUAAUAUUGUACAAAAGCUGGACCAUGGCUUGAGGAACUUGAGUGAAAGACUGGAGUAUGUCAGCCACAACACAGAGGUUCAUUUGGCACAGAUUGGGCUUGAAGUGGAGGCGGCUAGAGUGGCUACGCUGAAAUCUGUUAAUGAACUAGCAUCUAAUCACAGUAACCAAGAGAGAGAUUUGCGAGAGACUCAACUUGAUGUGGACAAUAUUUAUCAGCAUCUCCAAAAUAAUGAGCAUUCCACAGCAGGUGAGAUUUGCAGCUGUAAAGAAAUCAGUGACUCACUGGCUAGGUUGGAAUCUGAAGUGGCUAAUGUUACAAACAUUGUCAAAGAGAACCGGUAUGCCCUGGAGGAUGUUGACGCAAAGAGAGAGCUUAGCCAGUGGACCCCAGAAGUUGAAGAUCUCCAUCAAGGCUUGUGGAGUGUGAGAGAAUCACUAGCAUUUGAACAAGUCAGUAGGAAGACUCUUAACGACAACUUGGACCAGUUAAAAACUGCACUCCUGGACAGCCAAAAGGAGAUUAUUGGGCUUAAAGACCAAUUUGUUGCUAAGGAAGCAGAAGUCAGACGUCUCUCUGCAUCAUUCUCUUCUUUACUCAAGGAUGCCAUCCGCCAUUCUGAAGUUCUUGAGAUGAUUUUGGGAGAUGAGGUCAUCGAGGUCUCAGACUGGUCCAACAUCCAGCAGAAGGAGAUUGCAAUUCCUGAACUGCUCCAGAAAAUGCGUCUGAUGCAGGAAAAGAUUGACAGUCAUGAGAAUAGCUUGACCUCUCUAAGGAAGAGCAGUAGUGAGAAAGUCCAAAUGACCAACGAUGACCCAGUCGCAUUUACAGAAUGGAACCUCACAAAGGACCAGGGAAGUAAUGCUGAAGACACUUUACCAGAAAUUUCCGAAAAGGAGGACGAUGAGGACUACUCAGUUAGUGACUUCUGGAGCCUUGGGAGGGAGGUGGAACAGCUCGCUAACAGACUCAGUGUACUGGAACUGAAGCCAUGCAACUGCACUGCUGCCUCCAGUGGUUCUGUAGUGGAACUGCAGAAAGAUGUUAUAACCUUGCAACAAACUCUGGAGGAUCAUUUGAGAACUUUCCAGAAUUUAUUUCAAUAUACAGAACUGCUGGCUAGCUCCUCCGACGGUGUGAACUUGGACCAGCUGCAGACCAUGAUCAGGACAAAAGAGAGAAAGAGAAAGAAGGGACAAAAUAUAAGGAAAAAUGGAGAGUCGAGCAGCAGGCACAGUAAAAGACACAUUGGGAAAAAGACCAAUCCUGGUGACUAUUAACAGCACACAGAUGUAUGAUGUUAGACCACCAUAAAAUCAUUAAGGGAACUCUUUGACAGUGGGCUAUUUGCAAGCUUCUUUGCAGUCCAAAACUAACAGGAGGACAGAAAAACAAGCAGUUAUAUACCACUAAGACUAGUUUUUGAGGUUUCUUACUUUUGUAAAAAUAUUCUACUUGGAAGGAUCCAAUUCUACUUUCAAAGGCUUUUUCAAGGAGACAUCAACCAAAAAAAAAACAAACAAAAAAAAAAAAACCCUUAAUGCAUAGAAUCGUGGUAAGAAUCCUAAUGAUCUUCUGACAGAUUUGCAUAAUGCAAGCUGCAUAUUUGUAUUUAUUUCAGAAUUGUGAGUUUUUCCCAAGUUUGGAACAAAGAACUUUUAACUAUAACACUAUAUGCUACUUUAAUGCUAUAAUGUCUUUUAAUAAAAUUAAAGACCACUAGGACUGGAUGGCAUGAUGUAGUGUAUCCAGUGUAUCUAUCUAUGGCUAAUCUAACAAGUAUCUGUUUAGACAUUAUAUUCUGUUUAUAUCUGUAAGUUCUUUUUAAAAAAGUGUUGAUUCGAAAUUUCUGUUUCUCGUUCUUAUUUAUAGUCUCACAAUAUAAUUUUGCCAUAUCGCUCAGCAGUAAAAAUCUUAUAUAUUUCA